AUGGAGUUCCAACUCGCAGCUGAUCACAUGCACAACUCUUUCACUCUCGGUGAGAAACAACUAGCCAAGGAUUUAUCCGAGUCAUUUUACCUCGAUGAGCUUCCUCGAGCUGUCAGUUUUGUCUAUAUUCGUCGGCCAUUCGUCCAACUAGCCGAGGUCUUGAACGAAGCGCAAUCCUAUGUUCAAACUCACACCAAAGAGGAUCUUCGAAGACUGGUUCUCUACUGCGACACUAUAAAUCUUACCGAAGGUCUCGUAGUUGGGUAUAAAGACUCGGAGAAAAGCCUUGACCUACGAGUCUUUGCCCGCAAGGUCGAAUGUCGGGAUGCCAGUCAAGCCCUUCAUAUGCAUUUCUCAGAAGACUGCCAGCUCGAGUUCUACACAUACGAGCUCAAAAAGGGCUUCACCGCGCACCUUGAGUUCGGUGAUGGUUCCAUCAGACAGCUUCCACUGUCCAUUGCCCCCGAAAGCUGGGGUAUUACUGUCAACUGGACUGGUGAGAAGUUUCUUUUUGUGCACCAUGACUCAACUGCUUUGGACAUGACGACAGCAAAUUACUUGAACAGGAUCAUGAGCGACGGAACCUUGGAAAGAGGUAACUUCAUCGAAAACAACGACAAUUUACCCAGGCUCGUUAUGUACCAAUUUCUUGUCGCCGCCACAAUCAUGAAGAUCAAUCCCAAGCUUGCAUUAGAAAUUCUGAAUUGGGUUUGCAAUUUGAGUGCCCAUGAGAGCAGUGCCGCCUUGAACAUACAAGCUUGUUCUCUACGAAACAGUCUCGUUCUUUCGCAGGAACGAAAGGUCUUCAACGUGCCUUCGGUUAACAUUUACGCAAGCAAGCAAGUUCUCGAAUCGCGACUGGCAGCUAGUACAGCCUUUGAGCAAGCUUUCCAGAAUUUCGCGGCACAGGAUCGAGCUUCAGCUGCUGUUCUUGGACAAACAGUGAAUCUCAUCGCCAAGAGUGAGGACGCCAUGUCAGAGUAUGCAUUCCUCGAGGAUCUCGCUCAGAAAGCCUACUCUUCAGCCCAAUCAGCCAGAGAAGUUGCAUUCAAACGGUAUGAUCAGAACAACACAGACUUGGUUCCUCUCCAGAAGGAGUUCAGCAAAGGACUUGAAGAUUGGUGCACAAAGCAGAAGAUCGAAGCUGCCAAAUCUGUAUUCUCUGCUUGCAUUGGCACAAUAGGGGCCAUUACUGCGACUGUGGCCUCUGGCGGUCUUGCCGCUCCCAUUAUUCCUGCUGCCGCAGGGAAAGCUGUGGACACUGUCGGCAAAGUUGCCAAGAUCAUCAACACCAUCAAGGAGGUGGUCGAAAAAAUCAAGAAGAUAUAUGAGAAGCUGAAGCCAAUCUUGGAAAAGCUGAAAAAGCUUUCCGAGGCAAUCCAGGCUGUGGUCGCAGCUCUCAACGCAUCUAAAACCCUGGAGGAAAACACUGCGCUUCAACGGCCUGAUAUGAACUUGGACAUUUAUAAUGCUACAGCUCUGUGGGACAUCUUUCGGGAAAAGGUUGAUCAGAUCGAGACUACAGUGGCUUCCAUUGACUUCGCAGCUAAGGAGAAGUAUUUCUUUGCUCUGCGUACGCUGGUCAUCAACGGCAAGACAUACUUGCAGACGCAGGAAAAUCUCUGCCAGCGAGGUAAUGAGCUGGCGCUCGUUCUGCUCAAAGUCAAGCUCCAGCACAAGGACAAACAGCGGUUGACAUUAUCAGCGACUGCUACAGAGCAACAAGGCGCUGUUUUGGAUCUUCUCAAGCGAGCCAUGUUUGAUCGUCUUCUUUCCAUUAGAUCACUUGUCUUCCUUGACUUUUACAUGUACUCGGAAGCUUACAUGUUCCAUACAUUGACUGACAAACCUCCCGUUAAUAUUUCACCUGUCAAACCUGUGCUUGAUUACCUGGAAGACGCUGCUAGGUUCCAAGGUAAUGUUGCAGCCUUCGGAUCACGGGUCAUGGUGCAGCAGCGAAAGUUCAGCGUCUUGACUUGCGGUGAUGCUGUCAACACUUCGGGCUUGAGAGAUAGGCUGCUCAAGAACGAGCCUGUUUGUGUAUCUUUCAAUCCAGGCGAUGCCAUGUUUGCGGGCUUCGCUCGCAUUCGGGUUUCUAGGGCCCGAUGUUAUCUUGAAGGGGUUUCUAUGACUCCGAAUCUGGACGCGACAGGCGAGAACGCUGGUAUUCGACUCUUCUUAAAGACCUCUGGGAGAUUCUAUGACAUUAGUCUUCCAGGGCGAAAAGGCGACGCGGCCCCUUUCAAUGCAUUUGUCGGAGAUGCUCGGACUCUUCUCUUCGAGUACAAUGUAGGUGAUCAGUCAAUCGUCUGCGAUGGUGAGUAUGGGCAAAGCCUGGAUUAUACGCGGCACAGUUCUUUGACUGAAUGGGAAUUGUCGGUUGGUACUGGCGGAUUGCAGGCGAGUGACCUCGACUUGAGUGGUUUGAAGGGCAUCCGUAUGGAAUUAUGGUGUGAUAUCACUCUCAAGAUUUAA
This is a messenger RNA of Fusarium redolens, 2475 nucleotides long. RefSeq lists its product as uncharacterized. The transcript has 3 exons. The record is from RefSeq and is a predicted model, not a curated record. The coding region runs from base 1 to 2475 and encodes 824 amino acids. Lineage: Eukaryota; Fungi; Ascomycota; Sordariomycetes; Hypocreales; Nectriaceae.